This is a messenger RNA of Manihot esculenta (cassava), 888 nucleotides long. Its product is annotated as putative RING-H2 finger protein ATL21C. The record is from RefSeq and is a predicted model, not a curated record. The coding region runs from base 1 to 687 and encodes 228 amino acids. The transcript has a single exon. NCBI's taxonomy places the organism in Eukaryota, Viridiplantae, Streptophyta, Magnoliopsida, Malpighiales, Euphorbiaceae.
AUGGCUGCCACGAAAGUUGAUCUCAAACUGAAUUCUACUAGCUUGUUGCUCAAUCCCAUGACGCCACCCAUUUUCUUUUUGGAGAUUCGCUUCCGUUUCAAUUAUAGAAAAUUACUCAGAAACCUUGAAGGAGACUUGAUUGAGAUUGAAGCCCGCCCAGUUGGUCCAACCUCCUCCUUCCUCUUCGAGAUUCAAUCCUCUGACCUAUUUUAUGAGCAACCGUGCAAAAGCCAUCUUUAUUAUCUUUUCUCUUCCUUUAAUCUUGACGAGUCUGUCCGCGAUAUCUUAGCUUAUCGCAUUGCUUGCUUCCUCGUGUUCAGAGCCAAUCAGCAACCUUUCUUGGCACGUCAUGUGGUGGCAGACACAGAAAUUACCCGUGACUACUUGAUUCAUGGAGAUUCCGUUGAUCUGACAAUGAUAAUAGACGACGAGCCCCGAGAAGUGGUUCCCAGAGGUGCAUCGACUUCUUCACUAAACAAGUUGAAGAAACAGAGUUUUUUUGCGAAGAGGAGCGGUGAUGGCGAUGGAUUAUCGGACGACUGUGUGAUUUGCUUGGAGGGAUUAUCCGGCAGCCGGGAGGCACUCACAAAGAUGACUUGCAAUCAUAUAUUUCAUGAAAGGUGCAUCUUUGGCUGGUUGCAGGUUCAGAAUUCAUGCCCGAUUUGUCGACGGGAGCUUGAGGAUUAAAUCCUUCCAAUUUUCAGAUGCCAUUUUUAUUUUCUCCCACAGUUUUCAGUUGUAGCCAUGAAACUUCGUCAAAAUCUGUUUCAUAGUAAGGGAUAGUUUAGAAGAUUUUAUAGGAUUCAAUGUUCUGUUUUAGUAAAUUCUGCAUUUUAUAAUGUUCUUCUUUCACCUUAAACAGAGCAUGCGACAAAUUACAAUCUUAUG